Molecule: messenger RNA, 1530 nt
Organism: Triplophysa rosa
Lineage: Eukaryota; Metazoa; Chordata; Actinopteri; Cypriniformes; Nemacheilidae
Gene: trabd2a
Product: TraB domain containing 2A
Exons: 4
Coding region: 1-540 (179 amino acids)
Biological process (GO): negative regulation of Wnt signaling pathway
Cellular component (GO): membrane
Molecular function (GO): metalloendopeptidase activity
Source: RefSeq, a predicted model, not a curated record
AUGGCAGGAAUAGAGACGAGCGAGGAAAAUGACAGCGACGAACUUGUGCCUAAAAAGAACAGUCACUUUCUGGGGAACAACACGGUGAUCGAGGUUCUGCGCAGUCAGGGUUAUGAGGUCGAACACACACCCGCCGGACAGCCACUGCACAGGAGGUCAUCAGAAGAUCUGACAGAUUCACCGCUGGAGCCGUUCUUACACGACACCGAAGAUCAUCAGGAAUCCGUCCCGCAGCGGCUUCCACACAGUCUGGAGUUACUGGAGAAAGUGGAACGCAAACUGAAGAAGAAACGUCGGAACAAACAGAAGAAGCCACAGAAGCAUCGGCACUUCAAUGAUCUGUGGGUUCGUCUGGAGGAGAGCACAACGGCUGAGCCUCCGCCCCCUCUCGUCCGCAUCAUCAACGGUUACAUCAAGACACACCCACAAGACCACGGCAGACCCAAUCGUGAGCAGAUGUUCUCAGGCUCCGCCUCCUCAUGGACAAGCACUGCUUUUAUUCUGUAUGUUCAAAUUGCUCUUCUGACGCUUCACCUUUGACCUCUGAUGACCUCUUCAUUUCCCUCACUUUCAUGUACAUAUAUGUCUAAUGUAUGAUCGAUGUCAUUUAGAGUUUUUGCUCUUCACUUCUCAUUAUAUGUAUUUAAGAGCCUUUAUAUUUUUGUGAUAAAAUCUGUUACUAACCAGCGUUGAUAAAUAAGCGUAUUUCGCCUCUUCAGUAAAAUUUCCUUUCUAGAACUUCGUGGCUUGUUGAAUGUUUUUUUAUUCGAGAUUAUUGGUUUAAUUUAUUAAAUAGAUGUUUUUAGUUGAUGUGUUUGUUACAGUAUUCUACAGAACUAAUAAACUCUGACACGUGCGCUUGUAUAGAAUGUGUGAACACAGCAGCGUGACAAUAUGAAGUGAUAUCAUGUGAAUGUUAGUUAUGCGGUCUCGCUCUAUAGACGCUGUGAUCCUCGUUUACAGUUUCAGCUUCUGUGAUGUCAUUGUGAACAGAAACGCCUCAUACGUCUGUGUGAUGUCCAGCAGCUUUUAUGGACAUGUGGGUGCCAGCAUGUGUUUUAUGUUUAAUGUCUACGGUUCACAUUCAGCUUCUUAAAACACAGAGAGAUUGAUUUUCCUCACAGGAAUUCAUACAGAAGAACCAACAGCAACCGCGCUUCAUCCUUUUUAUUUCAAGAAACAGCAGGAAGGUUUUUAGAUUGGUUAAGUGCUUCUGAAAGAUUCUCUAGAGCGAAAGCUCUGACAUCUAGUUUAUUUGACUUUAUACAAUCAUAGGAACGAGUUUGAGGGCUAUUUUAACAGGAUUUACUUUGGUGGUUUCAAAUCAAAUUUGGGAAUGUUUCAGCCUUUUCUACUCUGACGGACUUUUCUUUUUUCUUCAAAGGAAUUACCAUAUUAUUUUAGACAUCGUUGUCAUGGUCAUUUUAUUUACAUUUUUUAAAACAUACCAUUUUAAUACAAUUGUAUUUUUUGCCCUGCAAAAAUGUGAAGACCCCUGGUCCAUAAUGUCAUGUGUAAAAAAAUGAUAAA